AUGAGCGACGACAAGACAUCUACGAUGCGGAUGUUGACGGAGGAGAACUGGAACUCCUGGCGUACCGCGUUCAAGGGCCGCAUGCUGAGCAAGAAGCUCAAGCACGUGUAUGACGCCGGCAUCAAACUCGCAGCAAAGUAUGACCUGGCAAAGGCCAACGACGACCCCGAACCACCGAAGUCGACACGACACACGACUGAGGCACCCAAGUACACAUCAGAGGAAGACGCGUACGCAUUGGGAAUACUCCUUACUUGCUGUUCCGAGUCGCAACAGCAAUACGUGGCCGACAUGGACACAUACGUCGAGGCCUGGCGCGCGUUAGCCGAACACCACGAGCCGAAAACGCGAGUCGACCGCUUGGCCACCCUAUCUGAAUACUUCAACAUGAAGUGGAACACCAAACAAGAAACCUUACCGCAGUUCUUGGAACGCUACGAAAUUGUCCUUCGAAAGCUGCGCGCAAGUGGAGACGCCAUCCACGACUCCAUGGUGGUCGACAGGCUCCUCGACAUGAUGCCCUGGCAAAUGAGAGCCGUCACACACCAAGUACACUCAAUGCCACGCACCCAAAGCAACAACUUGGCCACCGUCCGAGUCGUACUCGAAGCUGAAUACAAAGCCGCACUGCGAUCCGGAGCCUUGACUAAUCCCAAGGGCGCCAACAACGACGAACGCGCGCUCAACGCCGAGGUCAAGCCAGGCAAGUGCAACUGCUGGAAGGCCCAAAGCAAGCAACAAGAACCCUAA
Molecule: messenger RNA, 750 nt
Organism: Aphanomyces invadans
Lineage: Eukaryota; Oomycota; Saprolegniomycetes; Saprolegniales; Verrucalvaceae
Exons: 2
Coding region: 1-750 (249 amino acids)
Source: RefSeq, a predicted model, not a curated record